This is a messenger RNA of Helicoverpa zea (corn earworm), 3755 nucleotides long. Its product is annotated as peptidoglycan-recognition protein 2-like. The transcript is spliced from 5 exons. Lineage: Eukaryota; Metazoa; Arthropoda; Insecta; Lepidoptera; Noctuidae. The record is from RefSeq and is a predicted model, not a curated record. Gene Ontology annotation, biological process: peptidoglycan catabolic process. Gene Ontology annotation, molecular function: N-acetylmuramoyl-L-alanine amidase activity; zinc ion binding. Bases 147 to 902 code for a protein of 251 amino acids.
AAUGACAAAAUCAUGACAAAAUAAAAACAUAGUCCCGAAAAAGAGCUGUUUUACGAAUAUUUUCCUUAUUUCAACAUUCCCCAUAAUUAAUUUGGAAGUUAUGGACACGUAAUUAAUACCUUAAUUAAUAAUUUUCACUCGGAAAGAUGCAGCCAUUAUAUUCCGUUGAUCAUGAGACGAGACACAACAUAAAUCAUGAUACAGAAGAAAAUGUGGAAAGGCCUGCGGAAAACACACCGCUGCUGCGUCGCUUCCCUCAAACCAUACCUGAAAGGAGCACACGGACUACAGUCAUAGUUAGCUUGUUACUGAUAAUAUUAAUCUCUGGUGUCAUAAUUGGAAUUUAUCUCCUCGUCUUACAAAAUGACUCUGAAAAUGUCCUUCCUCCAGUGGAAAUGCCUCUACAAUUAGUGAGUAGAUCUCAAUGGGAUCCUAGUAACAGUUCCCAGAGUGCAUUGAGAUCUUUCCCAUACAGACUUAGGGCUGUCACGGUCGUUCACACGGACACCAAACAAUGUUCAAGUACGGAGACAUGUACAAACCUACUGAUGGACAUGCAGAACAAUGCUACGGAGGCAAAUAGCACGCUUCGGUACAAUUUUUUGAUAUCGUCCAACGGGCAGACUUACGAAGGUCUUGGAUGGCUCAAGUGUUUACCAGAAACUCAAAGAAACACCCCAUCAGGGCUACUCUUAGCCUUUAUAGGUAAUUUUACCGAAAUCCCACCAACUCGAUCCCAGCUGCAGGAAGCCAAAAACUUCUUCGCUACGUCUGUAAGUCAACAGUAUUUGCACCCAACGUAUCAUAUUUAUGGUAAAAAUACUAAAGAGACCCCAGCUCCGCUUAUAAAAAGCCUUAAAACAUUCCCUCAGUUUAGCAGUGAGUUUUCAGAUCCAAUAUAAGUUAUUUUAGCAAAUUAUUUUAAUGUAAUAAGAAAUGCGAAAGUAACUCUGUUCGUCUGUGCGGCUCUCACGACAAAACUACUAGACGAAUUUCAAUGAAGUUUGGUACACGGAUAGUCUCGAGCCAGAGAAAGGACAUAGGCUACUUUUUAUCCGGUGCGAGGAUAGUUGCCUCAGGACAUGGGUGAAACCGCGGGGAAUAAUUUGUAUUAGUAUAGUAACAAUUCUAAGAGCAUAGUUGUUCUUAAAAGCUAGCUUGAUUUUAUAGUAUUCCACAAUUUCAUCACGAUUCAUAAAAUAGUCAAGUACAUUAGUAAGUUGUGUAUUUUUUCACAUUAUAAGUUUAUGAUUGAGUUUGGUGCCAAAGAGAUCGCACGUUUAAUGAAAGACCGAUUACGACAGAAGCUAUAAAAUAAUAAUUAUCUCAUUUCUAUGUUCUACUUUACAUACCUACUAACCCCCAUUAAUUUUUUAUUAAUUUUCUUUUAUCUCGUACCUCGUUCUCUCGAAUCCUUUUAGAUGGAAAAGCUCUACAAUAAUCGUAAAUUAUCGUCAAUUUUUAUUCAACGUGCGAUUUACAAUUACUUGGACUUCUCGGUGUUAACUUAUAGAUAGCUUUAGUUUAAACAUUAUUUUUAAUCUGUAACUCAUUAUUGACAUCUUAAUGACAGUAAAAUUAUAUGUAAUUUAAUAUCAAUUAAAUUGGUUAAGGUUUUAAAUAAGCCAAAGAAAAUCCUUUAAUUAUAAAUUUUGCCAUUUUUUUAUUUACAUCACAUUUAGUUAGGUAGUUAUUUCAUUUAAGGAAAUUGCUAAACGUCUUGAAAAUGUAGAGUUUUUGGGGAUACCCAGACUUUUGGGCGGGGUACCUAUAAAUGCAAUAUAAUAUGUUGUUUAAUUAUCAUUAUUUAUUUUCCUAAACUAAUGAAGGCCUAAGCCAAAUGUUCGGUUGGUCCGUUGCAGAAGAUUUGGCCUACUAGAUUUAGAGGGUUUAGCAAAUUUUGUUGGUGUAUUUGUUAUUUCUAAUUCAUAAUGCUUAAGCUUUUAUUACUCGAGUAUGUAUCUUUAGGACGUUACAGUUUAAAGGGAUUAAGAAUAUUUAGGGUCAUUAAAGUUAGGUUUUCGAUUUCAAGUACAUUUUAUAAUAAUUCCAAUCGAAUUAAUUCGACAUCGACUUAGUCGAUUAGAGGCAGGAAUUGAAAAAUAUAUUUAAGUAGGGCCUUCAAUCUCGCAGAGGCACGCGGGUACAAUAAUAAAGCUUUGUAUGAUAACAAUAAAGGCGAUUUUUAUUUGAAGGCGCUUCUCAUUGCGCGUUAUCAACAAUAUUUGUGUUAUAUUUUAAUAUUAUUAGCUGAGGAUCUCAACCUUAUAAAUAAUCUUACCGUGGAAUGUUAUGCGCAAUCAUCAUAAAUAUUAAUUAUCCAUUGACUAAGUUAUUUCAAUUUAAUAAUUUAUUUCUUCAAAUUGUUAUUAAAAAAAGAUUCAAAUGUAUGUAUAUACCUGGUUAAUAUUAUUAAUGUUACUAAAUUCUAAUUUAAUAUAAUUGUUAUAAGUUAAUUUCGUUUUAAAUAAUAAUCUCUAAUGUUAGCUAGCACUGGAGAUCGCAAUUAUUAUUUAAUUUUAAGGGAAAGUUGCCCAAUAUAUAUAUUUACGGCAAAAAGCGGAAAGUAGGUACUAGUAAGAAGGGCUUAUCCAAAAUGUUUUAAAUACUAAAAGGUAAUAAGUACUUGCGAGUUUCAAUACUAAUGAUAUCAAUUAAUUUUCUCUCAAACCUUUUUAAUUUUAAGCUCAGCUUAGCCAGAUAGUAUGAAAAUUUCUUGGAUCAAAGUCAGUACCCUCGAAACAUGAUAAUGAAAUAAAAGAUGCAUGUUCUUCUAGCUUAAAUUGUAUGUAAACGUAUUUUGGUUUUAUUUAACUGAUACUUUUAAAUAAACAGUAUUAAGUUAUAGGAAUGUUUCCAUCACCGGCCCUGAUAACCUUCUGCAUGCGUUUUUUACAUAUAAAAUUAUUUAAAUAUUUUGGGGAUGCAUGAGAAUAUGUAUUUUAGUGUUAAGUACAACUGUAUAUGUAUAUUUUGUUUGUUAAUUUGCUAUCGGAAAUAAUUAGGAACAACCAUUGUUGUUAAGUAGACUUAGGUGCACUACAGUAGAAAGUGACCCGUUUUUUUUUUCAGAUUUUUUAUAUCAAAUGUUAAAUUUUUAAUACUCAAUAAUAUUCCCUUUAUGAAAUAAGGAUUGUUAACCAAAAUAUUCAUUAAGUCGUAAUUAAUUAGAGCUAAAGACAAAAUUCCAAAAGAAAAAGAAUUUGAAGCCUUAUUCGUACUAACGCACAAGAAUAUUAGUGAGAAAAUAUGGAAUUACAUGUAAAUGUUGUUUAUUAAGGUUAUGGCGCAUUUCUUAAAAUUAUUCCAGGAUGUGACAGUCUAUAAAUUAGCGUGCGUAAAGGUACGUUUUGAAUGCUAGCAGCCAACUGCAACCGACCACUGGUUGUAUGUAUUUACAUGAAACCGUUUUGGAUCGAAGCGGCAGCAGCACGUGCAGUCGCCCUCAGAUAUCGACCGAUUUCAUGCAGUCGCUGCAGGUGCGGUCGGCAGUUGCAGUCGGCAGCUGGCUUUCAAAACACAACUUUAAGGAAUGUCAAAUAAGUACAACGCUCUAUGUUUAAAUAGCGUUUUAAAACAGCGGCCACGAUGUUGUCAUCAGAAUAAUGAAUUAGACAAAUAUGACACGAGCAGAAUUGGAAUGUUUUAUUGAAUGAUUAUAUAUUAAUGAAUAAUUAUCAUAAUAAUUGAUGUGAUAUCGGUAGAUUAGUGUCUUCAUAUUAUUGUAGAUUUAUUAAUAUAAAUAUUAAAAUAUC